Drosophila albomicans is the source of this 1278-nucleotide messenger RNA. RefSeq names its product adenylate kinase isoenzyme 1 (gene Ak1). Gene Ontology annotation, cellular component: cytosol; cytoplasm. Bases 324 to 926 code for a protein of 200 amino acids. Gene Ontology annotation, molecular function: AMP kinase activity; ATP binding. The record is from RefSeq and is a predicted model, not a curated record. The transcript has 4 exons. NCBI's taxonomy places the organism in Eukaryota, Metazoa, Arthropoda, Insecta, Diptera, Drosophilidae. Gene Ontology annotation, biological process: nucleoside triphosphate biosynthetic process; ATP metabolic process.
UUGCACAGAUUUGUUUUCGUUUUCGAUUUUCGUACGCACGCAACCAAAAAAAAGCUCACACAAAGCUGCAUGGCAUAAGCUUUCCGAAACCGUUAGCCUCUUGUCGAAAGCUUGGCGUUCAGUCGCUCUCGACACACGCUGCAUUAAGGGAGGAAAAUCGUCUCGGCCGCAUAAAAAAAUCUUUAAAUCCAACAACAACAGCAACAAGAAAGUGUGCGAAAAUUAACAAGUAGCUCAAGUAGCGAUACUUAAACGACAAGCCGUUCGCGAUUUGUUCAACGAAAGGUCCGCAGCAGCAGCGUAUAUACCUCAUAUACAUCAUCAUGGUUGACGUUCCAAUCAUCUGGAUUCUGGGUGGUCCCGGCUGUGGCAAGGGCACUCAAUGCGCCAAGAUUGUGGAGAAAUAUGGUUUCACGCAUUUGAGCAGCGGCGAUUUGCUGCGCGAAGAAGUUGCCUCUGGCUCGGACAAGGGUCGUGAAUUGCAGGCAGUGAUGUCCAGCGGUGGCUUGGUGUCCAACCAGGAAGUGUUGUCCCUGCUGAAUGGAGCUGUGUCGCGUGCCAAGGGCAACUCGAAGGGUUUCCUCAUCGAUGGCUAUCCACGCGAGAAGAACCAGGGCAUUGCCUUUGAGGAGCAAAUCGCUCCCGCCGAUCUGGCCCUGUACUUUGAGUGCUCCGAGGACACGAUGGUCCAGCGUAUUCUGGCACGUGCUGCUGCCGCUGCGGUGAAGCGCGCCGAUGACAAUGAGGCCACAAUUCGUUCCCGCUUGCAGACCUUCAAGCAAAACACCAGCGCAAUUCUUGAGCAAUAUGUCGACAAGACUCUGACGAUCAAUGCGGAACGUGACGUUGACGUCAUCUUCACUGAAGUUGUCGAUGCCAUCGAAUGCGUUCUUAAGAAGCGUCAAAAGGCAGUCGCCUCUUGUUAGUUAAUUGCCAAAGUGCCAAUAGAAGAAACAACCAAAUAAUGUCCUCGUCCCCCCAAUAUUAAUGCAAUCCAAUCCAAAUCGAACACCAAACAAAUUCAAAAAUGUCAUUUUAAGCGCACUUUUUGGUAUCUCAAAACGCACAAAACUCGCACAGAUGAAAGCUUAACACCAAAUAAAUAAGCAUAUUAAUUAAUAUUACUAAAUACUUAUUCGAAUGUUAUCUAAAUGAAUACAAAAAGGCAUGAUUAUACAAUGUCUAGAGCUCUAGCUUUAUACCUGCAUGUGCUUUAACUUAUUAUAUAUAGUAUGAAACAAUCUCUCAAAUUCUAAGUUAUUUACAUAUGCGACAAUA